AUGUUGUGUUUCUACAACCUUCAACAAACAAUUGAUAACGGUCUUGGUGGCUUAUUCGAAAGGCAUGGUAAAUUCAUUGCACGACACCCUUGGAAGACGGUUAUCCUUGUUUGUAUUAUUGAUAUUGCUUUUGGUAUUGGAAUCUUGAAGUUGAAACCAGAAUCUGGUAUUCAUCAGUAUGUUCCAACGGAUAGUACUGCAAGAGAAUCAUUUGAUCUGUCGCGAAAAUGGGAAGAAAAAUUUGUCGAAAGAAUGUCAUCAUUUACAAAUAGUGAUAUAACGGUCAAAUAUUCCUAUUCUAAUAGUUUAAGUGCAGAAUUAAGCAAAAAUGUAACUGGUGAUAUCUCAGUGUUUUCAGUAACUUUUUCCCUAAUGAUCGUUUUUGCGUGUUUUGCUCUGAUGGGAACUAACUGUGUUGAUAACCGAUACUACUUAGGUUUGGCUGGAGUUUUAUCAACAUGUUUGGCAAUUCUGGCGGCAUUUGGUCUUGUGAGUGCUUGUGGAGCAGAGUUUGUAGACAUUGUUGGAAUAAUGCCAUUUUUAAUAUUAGGAAUUGGCGUUGACGAUAUGUUUAUUCUGCUAUCUUGUUUGGCUGACACAAACUGUAAGGAUAGUAUAGAAAACCGUAUUGGCACAACGUUGAAACAUGGCGGAACAGCAAUCACUAUUACAUCUCUAACGGACAUCAUUGCGUUUUGUGCAGGAGCAGCAUCAGUGUUCCCAAGUGUGCGAAAUUUUUCCUGGUAUACUGGGUGUGCUGUGCUAUUUUGUUACAUAAACUAUAUGACAUUAUACAUUGGCAUAAUGACAAUCAACGAAAAUCGUGUUUCAAAAAAACUGCAUUGGUUUACAUGCUGCAAGACUGAAUCACGAGAGUCCCUGAAGGCAGAUGGUAAAUCGAAGACAUUUAUAUGGUUUUGUGGUGGUGCACCGCGAACAACAAGAGAGGAAGUAGAAGGUCCUAUUGAAAAAUACCCAAAAAAAAUUAUAAAAAAAAUUAUUUUUAAUACGCCAGCAAAAGUGAUAAUCAUAGUUUUAUUUCUAGCAUACUUAGGAGUCUCGUCAUGGGGAGCAAGAAAUUUUCGUGAAGACCUUGAUCUCAGGAAUUUAGUUUCUAAAGAUUCCUACCAUUAUAAAUUUUACGAUACAAACAUAAGACAUUUCAGCCAGAGCUUCUUUGUGUCCUUCAAUAUUAGAUCAGAAACUGAUUAUAGACUUGAAUCAAAUGUUUUUAAUAUCAUUUCCUUAUUGAAAAAGGCUAGAGAUGAUAAAGACAUUGUCGAUAACUUUCGGCUGUCCUGGUUAGAUUCGUAUAUGAAAUCUUCAGAUUUUAAUGAUACGACGCAUUCAGAUUUCAUUCUGGGACUCCAGAAGUUUUUAAAAACUAACUCUGGCAAUAUGUUCGUCAAUGAUGUACUGAUUGAAGGAUCUUCAAUUACUGCAUCCCGAUUUCAUGUUCUUAGUAACAGUCUAACUGAGUCAAGUAACCAAGCUUCCCUAAUGAUUCGUUUACGAGAUUUAACAAAUUCAUCACCUUUGCCAGUUUUUGUUUUUUCACCAACUUUUAUCUUUUUUGAGCAGUAUGUACAAAUUGUUCCUCAGACAAUACAGACUUUGGCUAUAGCGGUAUCCGUUGUGUUUUUAGUAACUGCAGUAUUUAUGCCUUUGCCUGUUUUAAUAAUUUUGGUGACGAUAUCUGUUUCUAUGAUCAUGGUAGGAGUUAUUGGUCUAAUGGAAAUAUGGGGUUUGACUUUAAGUUCUGUGACAAUGAUCCAUAUUGUCAUGUGUGUAGGAUUUUCGGUCGAUUUCAGUGCCCAUAUUUGCCAUGCAUAUGCACAUUGUCCAGGAGAAGACAGACAUUUUAGAGUUUCUACUGCUAUGGAUAUGGCUGGAGGUCCUAUAUUAAAUGGGGCACUUUCCUCAUUAAUUGGUAUAGUUGUUCUUGCUUUUUCGAAAUCAUACAUUUUCUUUUCGUUUUUCAAAGUAAUGUUUAUUGUUCUGGUUGCAGGUGCCAUGCAUGCUAUAUUUCUUCUACCUGUACUGCUUUGUUUGAUAGGCCCCAUUUAUGGCCCACCAGUGACUAAUCCAGAAAUUAACAGAGUUGUUGAACCAACUGGUCACAAAACACAAGUGGACAGAAAAAAAUCUGGCAAGGAAAGUAAUGAUACUGAAAAUGAUAAGUAUAAUGAUCUUAUGAGCUAUAAAAUGAACUCAAUACCAAGGUUAUCAGCAGCAAAUAUUAGAGAAUUAACGUGA
Mytilus californianus (California mussel) is the source of this 2256-nucleotide messenger RNA. RefSeq names its product patched domain-containing protein 3-like. The coding region runs from base 1 to 2256 and encodes 751 amino acids. Gene Ontology annotation, cellular component: membrane. Gene Ontology annotation, biological process: transmembrane transport. The record is from RefSeq and is a predicted model, not a curated record. The transcript is spliced from 4 exons. Gene Ontology annotation, molecular function: transmembrane transporter activity. Lineage: Eukaryota; Metazoa; Mollusca; Bivalvia; Mytilida; Mytilidae.